AUGAAUUGUGAUUUGGUUGGAAAAAUUGAGUACCUCUUUAAAGAACAAGAAGAGCAAAUGUUGGGACGAGAAACACCACCCUCCACUAAACGUGCUCUUAAAUUUGGUGCAGAAUUGCCUUCUCCACAAAACAAUCCCUCUGAAAAUAUAAGCCCUAUUAAAAGCUUGAACCCUUACCAAAACAAAUGGACAAUAAAAGGUCGAGUAACAAAUCAGAGGAAAAUGCACCAAUAUAAUACGGCAAAACGCAAUGGCCAAGUCUUUAGUUUCGAUAUUGUAGACGAAGAGGGUUGUGAAGUUGGAAUCACUUGCUUUGAUGAAAUAGCAGAAUUGCACUAUCAUCGAGUUGAAAAAGGAGCUUGGUAUGUUGUUUCCAAAGGUUUUGUAAAAGAAACAAACACUGUAUGCAAUAAGUUGAACAACCAUCUUGAGAUUUUCUUGACAGAAACUUUUAUUUUGAAGCGUUGUGCCCCUGAUGUUGUUGAAACAGACAAAAAAUCACAAUACACCCCUAUUAAUGAAGUUGUCGACAGUAGCAACAAUACUUUGGUUGAUGUUAUCAGUGUUGUUGUCAAUGUUGGAGAGAUUUAUGUAAUUCAUAGAAAGGAUGGGUCUACUGUAAAGAAGAGAAUAGUAAAAAUAAAUGAUAUGUCAACUUUCACAAUUGAUGUUAACCUUUGGGGACCACCAUUGGAACAGUUAGGCAAUGACUUGAAGAAUAUGCAUGCAUCUGGAACAUUUUUCACCCUUGUUGUUCAAAAUGCAAGGGUUAAUUAUUUCAAUGGAAAAUUUAUUAAUAUCUCAGCUUCAACAACUUUCAAUAUUAACCCUUGCAUUCUUGAAGCAAAACCCUUGCGUUUGAGAGGCCCAAUAUUGCCAUGCAUUAACCCGCACUCUUCAGUUGGCUAUCACAAUAAUAGCCAAUACAAUAGAAUGACAAUUGCAUCCAUCCUUCAAUGUCUUAGUGUUAUGAUAGAAACCAUUGAGACUACUAUUACAGCUGUGUUGUGA
Messenger RNA from Cryptomeria japonica (Japanese cedar), 1011 nucleotides. Its product is annotated as replication protein A 70 kDa DNA-binding subunit A-like. Lineage: Eukaryota; Viridiplantae; Streptophyta; Pinopsida; Cupressales; Cupressaceae. The record is from RefSeq and is a predicted model, not a curated record. Gene Ontology annotation, molecular function: nucleic acid binding. The transcript has a single exon. The coding region runs from base 1 to 1011 and encodes 336 amino acids.